GCCUCCCUGCCGAGCCAGGAGAAGGCCCCGGGUCAGACCUAGAUAGAUAGAUAGACUUCCUUUAUUGUCAUUGGACAAUAACACAGCAGUGAAAUUGCCAACAAAAUGUUGCUGCCUGGUUCCUGUAUAAUAUCAGAGACAAAAGAAGAUAAAUAAUAAUAAAUAAUAAUGUGGACAAUAAAUAGACCUAGGACAGCUGGCCUGGGAACGCCUUGGUGUCCUCCUAGUGGAACUGGACCAGGAAGUCUUCCCUACAGACUGUUGACCCCGCGACCCAGACCCAGAUAAGUGGAGGAGAAUGGAAUUGAAUAGUAAAAAAAAAAUAUGGAGCACUUUUAAUAUAGUUUACUAUAUACUACAUACUGACCAUCAGCUAUAAAACACACGUACUUAGUCUCUUUUCUAGAACAUGAUUGCAGUUAAGCAGCCAAUACUUUGUUGUGUUCAUGUGUACUGUCGCCAUACACAUGAUGCAAGCGAGACACCAAGUUAAAAACUACAUUUCCCAGUGUGCACCGCGCAAUUCGAGCACCAUCCAUGCUAGGAUGAGGCAAAACGUUUGAAUGCGCGUGGCUCUUGUAAAUAGCUCCACGUAAAGACACUCGAGCCGCAUCAUUAGAUAUAACAUGCUGGUUCCUCUAUGAGGUUUAUUCACUGGUAUCUGAUAACCAAGGGGUUUUAUUGCUAGCGUAUUUUCCGGGUGAGUUUUUCGCCAUGUUAUCGUCUCUUCCUACCAGGCUAUUUGCACGAAGGUCACGGAGCCUGUCACCGUGCAGCCGUGUCCUCCAGACAAGUGCAGGCGCUCCUGCGUGUCAGGGUAUCCGACAGCCACCGGCGGAAAACAGCCGCAACCCCAUCGUAUCCACGUCCCGGGUUUCAAGACGGGGGAUUUUGGCUGAUGACACUGCGGCUAACAGUGGGAUUCAAUCGGUGCAGUACCACCAUCUCGCCCCUAGAUGGCUGUCGAACCUGGAGAACCGGCGCAGCUCCUGGGCCGCGCUGGCCAGCAGAGGGCGCCACAACAAGCUGUACUGGGAGGAUGCUGGUCAGAAAGAUGGAGGUGAGGGUCGGGGUACAGGAGGAGGAGCCAGCGGGGCACAGGUGGCCUCUGCCGGUCUGCUGUCUGCUGCAGCCGUGGCUUUCUGCCUGAAGAAAGACUCUGAUAACAAAGGUGAUGCCCUUUUGGAGGCAGCAAGGACCAAUAAUCCUCAAGAUGUGACCAGACUGCUGCAGGAAGGGGUCGAUCCAAACUACCGUCACCGUCUUGGCUGGACCGCUCUCAUGGUGGCUGCCAUGAACCGACAGCACAGUGUGGUGAAGGUUCUGCUUGAAGCUGGUGCUGACCCAAAUGCUGGAGAUCACUUCAACAAUGUCUAUGACACCUCGAGGGAGAAAGGCAUCCACUCAUUGGAAGUGCUGGUGUCCAGAGAGGAUGAAUUCAGCAGCAGGCUCAGCAGCAGAGCUGGUUUUCGUGGCUGUUCAGCGCUUCACUAUGCCACCCUAGCUGAUGACCCGGACACCGUUCGUAUGCUGCUGGAGUUUGGUGCCAACCCCCUACAGACCAAUGCUUUGGGACACUCGGCACGGGCCUAUGCCAAAGAAGGGGAAGUGGGUACGCUUCUGCAGGAGUGGGAAGGCAAGUUCCAGGAGGCGCAGGCUAAGCGAGAGGCGGAGGAAAGGAGGAGGUUCCCCCUGGAGAGGAGGCUGAAGGAGCACAUCAUCGGACAGGAAGGGGCCAUCAACACCGUCGCUUCAGCCAUCAGAAGGAAGGAGAACGGCUGGUACGAUGAAGAGCAUCCGCUCGUGUUCCUCUUUCUUGGCUCAUCAGGAAUUGGAAAGACGGAGUUGGCCAAACAGGUGGCGCGCUACAUGCACAAGGACAUCAAAAAGGGGUUCAUCCGGAUGGAUAUGUCGGAGUUCCAGGAAAAGCAUGAGGUAGCAAAGUUCAUUGGCUCUCCACCGGGAUACGUCGGACACGAGGAAGGAGGUCAGCUGACCAAACUGUUGAGGGCGUGUCCUAACGCCGUUGUCCUGUUUGAUGAAGUGGAUAAGGCUCACCCUGAUGUCCUCACCAUCAUGCUGCAGCUCUUUGAUGAGGGUCGUCUUACAGACGGCAAGGGAAAGACCAUUGAAUGUAAAGACGCCAUCUUUAUCAUGACGUCAAACGUUGCAAGUGAAGAAAUUGCCCAGCAUGGUCUACAGCUGCGGCAGGAAGCAGAGGAGGUCAGCCGCAGGAAGCUGGCAGAUAAUCUUGAGGACGUCCAGAAAGGUGAUGACAUCAGAAUCUCAAGGCAGUUUAAAGAUUCCGUUAUUCGACCGAUCCUGAAGGCACAUUUCCGGAGGGACGAGUUUCUUGGUCGGAUCAAUGAAAUCGUCUACUUCCUGCCCUUCUGUCACUCGGAGCUGCUCCAGCUGGUCAGCAAAGAGCUUAGCUUUUGGGCUAAGAAGGCAAAGCAGCGCCAUGACAUCACUCUCCAGUGGGAUCGCCCAGUCCUGGACCUGUUGGCGGGCGGAUAUAACUUGCAUUAUGGAGCACGUUCUAUCAAACAUGAGGUGGAACGGCGGGUGGUAAACCAGCUGGCUGCAGCCUACGAGCAGGAGCUGCUGCCCAAAGGCUGCACCCUACGCCUCUCUGUCCAGGCCGAGAACCGCGAGGAGCGCGGGGCGGCCAGUCUACGCUUGGAGGUGGUCGGGGAGGACAGCUCAUCCAGAACGCUGGACAUCCGCCCUCCGCUCAGCCCCGAACAUUAAGAGUUUGGAACGUAUUUAGCAAUAAAAAAAAAAGUACCUCUGAUACUGCAACACAUCACGGCCUCUUUUCUUUCACUACACACGUGCACUAGCAAUAUGGCAAUUUUAACACAACCUCCAGGACGCAUGUCUUGCACACUCAUAUAUGUGCGUCGUUAUCAUUACAAACAUGUUGUGCAAAGCAUAAGCUAGUUGAAAAAUAUUAAAUAUUCUGUAUAUCAUAGAUGUGUGAUAUUCACUUUAAUAUUAAUGCACAUUGUACAUAUAGCAAGAAUCCCUCACAAGCACUGGUUGAUAAAUAUUACAAUACAAUUUAGCAGAUGUACAUCAGUCCAGUUGAAUUAUGGUGUUAUAUAAAUACAAGUUUUAUGUGACUUGCUUCUGAUUAUGCAUGCUAAUUAUGAAGAGUUUGUGCUGUGUUGACAUUAAGAGAAAUUUUGCGCUGUGAAGAAUAGAAUAUUCCCAUUAAAGAAUGGAUCAUAAAUGUUUCAGAUGUAAUGGAACCACAUUUGUCACCGUUGUGUGCCAACCUCUGUCGUGUAAAUAAAGUCGUCACAACAAAAAGCUAAUUC
Doryrhamphus excisus (bluestripe pipefish) is the source of this 3323-nucleotide messenger RNA. It is a transcript of the gene clpb, whose product is annotated as ClpB family mitochondrial disaggregase. Gene Ontology annotation, cellular component: mitochondrion; cytoplasm. Lineage: Eukaryota; Metazoa; Chordata; Actinopteri; Syngnathiformes; Syngnathidae. Gene Ontology annotation, molecular function: ATP binding; protein binding; ATP hydrolysis activity. The record is from RefSeq and is a predicted model, not a curated record. Gene Ontology annotation, biological process: cellular response to heat.